AACUAUAAUAGACCCGAAUCUAGGACGUUACGUCAAAUAUUUGAGUUUUCCAUGGAUAAUUAUUAUAGGCUAGAUGCCUAGAUCAUUCUAGACUCUUGUCAUCGAGGUCAUAGGCAUGAUAACAAUAUGUAUCUAUAGAAUAUAAUAAUAAAAUUGGGUGGUGCCAAUCGGUAUCAGCCAUUUUUGUGGGUUACUUGGAGGGGGAAAUGAUUAAGCUACGAGGUUUUGGUUAGCGCCUUGUGCUCCUGAUUUCCUGAGUGGUGGGGAUCGUUGAUUUUCGGAAAUGGUUUUCGACGCGUAGCUGUGGCGCCCGUUGCGUAGUCCGUCGUCGAUCGUCGUCCGUUAACUGUCGCGCAAUUUCGCCUACCUCGCGGCAUUUUGGAACCGAUUGCUGUACCCUGUAUAGUCGUUACUCGUUAAUAACCGCCACUCGUUUUUCAUCCGUCGAACCUGUAAUCUUGCCGCUUCCGUUGUAUCGUCGCCGUUAAUAUCCGGGUGUGAUUCCGUGCCUUUGUCGGGCCAUUGUUAAUUAUUAUUGCUCCGUGCCUUUAAUAUACGUUGCUAUAGCUUAUAACUUCAGCCACACUUGCAGUGAACGACAUCCGUACCGAUUUUUUUCCCGUUCUGACACGCACCCGGUUACUGAAUAAUAUGUGCAAAUGAUAUUAUAUACAUCGUUGGAUUGUUUUUCACCUGUUCGCUUACUAAUCAACACGGCCCAAAGUCUGCCCAAAGUCUCAGACGACAAUUGUGCCGACUAUCCGCCCACAGUGCCAUUUGUUUCCGGUAUCCACAAAUCACAAAUGUUUCUCACGCUCACACCACAAACUCGUACGUUCCGUUAUGUAACCAACGUAUUCGCGUUCUCUCAGGCCCACGUACGCAAAAUGCACGCGGGUAUCCGUCCGCGGUUACACUUACCACAGCCUUUGAUUUGGUCUGAUCCUCACAACGAACAUGGCUUCAAAUGUCUAUACAUUACAUUUAAAUCAGUCUUCACCGAUACCUGGUACUCACGUACAUUUGAGGUCUACGUCGACACUCGGCAGCAGUUCAACAAAAAAAUAAAAUCGUUGUACUUCGAGUGUACUGUACUUCAUUUCUUUGCUAUAGAUGUAUAUUUUGUUAGUUUAUAAUUGUUGUAUUUAAAGAAAGAUACUAACGCGAUAGCCAAUAAAACGACUGGCCUAAAAAUUUCAAAUAACAUUUUGCCAAUGCCUAAUAUGUGAAAACAGGAAACGUACAUUUUGGAUAAGUACAGUAGUUAUAUGCUAUAAAUACAUACAUAUUUUUAUUUAUUUUACGAGAAUAUUAUUCACAUAUAAAUAUUAAAUUAUAAAUAUCAUCAUAUAUGGAUAUUCCAUGUAUAGGUAAUGAACAGUCAAUAUUUCAAAUUUUGUACUCCAAAACUCAAUAGCAUCAACAUUAAAAACUUUUAUAUAAUACAAAUAGAGUGAGGCAAAUUGGUGUAUGUAAUAAAAUUGCUGUAAUAAAGAUGUAGCCAUGUAGGAGCCAAAAAAAGGAAAGAUGUACAUGUUAAUAUACACGAAAAAAUUAUUCAUAAAAAAAUGUCGAAUAUGCAAAAAAAGUUUAGUAAAUAUUCAUAAGAAUUCAAAACGAAAAAUAAACCAUAUUUUAAGUUAUUAUUAAUUUGCACAAUUUGCACUAAAAGAAAUGUAAAAUACCUAUGGAAAAAUAAAUUUAUAAUAUUCAAAAUAUGGUUGUAAACUGUAUGAAAUUUUGAAAUUGUAUUGAACUGAAAAUAAUAGUUAAAAAAUAUGUUCGUAAUCGGGAUAUUAGCGAGAUAGAUAUUAGCAGUAGUAGAAUCGUAUCAAGUUUGAAGAAGUAAUAUUUAGGAAAUUCAUAUGACAAGUACAUAUGGGCUAUGUGCCUAUAUGUCUAUGUGUGAGUAGCAAAUGAUUAUUGGUGUGUUUCCGAGAAUUGUUGUCACGCCGCGUCGUGCAACAGCCGCAGAUAGCAACUCUCACAAGCACACGCACAUGUCAAUACAUCUCAAAAAAUUUCGAUUGUAAUUUUUAAAAAAAAUGUUGUAUUUAUAAGUAUUAAGAGGAUGCUACACGCGCAUGUGUUGUCUCCGUCUUACAAACGCGUAACAUGCCAAAUUUACGAUCAGCAGUUCACGUUUUAUACCGUUAGCUUAAAAAUUAGAGUAAAUCGACCUAUUAUGAAAACUUGAUAGUAAAAAGUAAGAACUUUAUCUGCGUUUUUUUGGGAGUUUUUUUACGAU
Molecule: messenger RNA, 2248 nt
Organism: Myzus persicae (green peach aphid)
Lineage: Eukaryota; Metazoa; Arthropoda; Insecta; Hemiptera; Aphididae
Exons: 2
Coding region: 660-1136 (158 amino acids)
Source: RefSeq, a predicted model, not a curated record